Ostertagia ostertagi is the source of this 963-nucleotide messenger RNA. The record is from the annotation of a GenBank genome assembly. Lineage: Eukaryota; Metazoa; Nematoda; Chromadorea; Rhabditida; Trichostrongylidae.
AUGCACUCAAUUUUUUGUUGUUCUCCGAAUUACUUCCGUCACUUGUUACUCGCUGAAAUUAACAGGAUCUUGGACGAGGAAGAGCUAUACGAACGUGCAGUCCCUUUCCCUGUAGAGGAACUUGUACAUAUAGCACGAUUUUGUAAUUACUUCUGCUUCCGUGCCGUAUGGAGCGGAUUAGUUGGUGAGGUUUUCUUAUGGUCAUUAGAAAGAGACGUGAAGAGUUCUGUGCUAAUGGGAGAAUUCGAGAAGAAGACGUCUAGAGGCGUCCUUCUGAUGCGUAAACUCAGUCAUUUAAUUUCACUUAAGGAAAGGAUGUUGUUGUUCAGGAAGUUCGUCAGUGCUGAUAAGGGUCUUGAUGAAGCCGGUAUAGAUCAAGAUGGUGUGUUCAAGGAAUUCCUUGAAUUGACUAUCAAGCAAGUCUUUGAUCCUGCUUUGAACUUGUUUCACAUGUUGGGUGGACGACGUCUUUGUGCUUUCGAUGAACUGUCACAAUUGGAUCCCGAACUUUACCGUAAUCUUACCUUUGUGAAGAAGUACGAUGGUGAUGUUAGCGAUCUAUCCUUGACAUUUUCUAUAGACGAGGAUUUUAUGGGCAAGAUAAACACAGUCGAUCUGGUGCCUGGUGGCAGGACGAUUCAAGUCACUAAUGAGAACAAGAUCGAUUAUGUACAUCGAAUGGCACAUCAUCGUGUGUUCUCGCAAACAAAACAACAAUGUCGAGCGUUUGUUUCUGGUGCUCAAUCGGUUCUGAACCCCGCAUGGCUCUUCCUUUUUGCUCCAUAUGAGCUGCAAUUCAUCAUAAGUGGAUACUCUAGUGAUAUCGACUUGGUGGAUCUGAAAAAGCAUGUGCAGUAUUACGGCGGAUUUCAUGGAAGUCAUCGACUGAUCAAGUGGUUAUGGGAGAUUGUGGAAAAAGAUUUCACAGCAGAUGAGCGAAGACUAUUUCUUAAGGUGAAGUAG